Molecule: messenger RNA, 1762 nt
Organism: Theileria equi strain WA
Lineage: Eukaryota; Apicomplexa; Aconoidasida; Piroplasmida; Theileriidae
Exons: 5
Coding region: 47-1762 (571 amino acids)
Source: RefSeq, a predicted model, not a curated record
CCUUCACGCCGCUCCACGCCACGAUGAAGAAGAUGUAGCGCGGAUUAUGCUUCCAGACCUUCGAGGUGCGCUCCUUGUCGUCGCGUUUGUGCUCUGCGGCCGGCCGCGCGCCGCGGAAGGCUUCAGGAUGGGCAAGACGCCAGUAAAGUACAGUGUGAGGCUCCACAAUAGCGCCAUUGAGCAAAAUGUUGGUGAGUUUGAGGCCAGGGAAGGGGACGAAGAUGAAGAUUCUACCGUGCCAAGGAAAUGCCCGUGGCCCAUCGACUUGACGAAAUACGCAGACGGAGAGAGUUUGACGUACGAAGAGUUUUCGACUGUGCAUAACAUGGCGUUUGAGGUCAGAGAAUUCCAGCUGCACGUCCCUCCAAUCGCACACAAUCCGCCGUCUCUGGACCCAAAGUUCACGAGGAAUGACGCGUAUUGCAAACUGAAAGGGAAAACACCAGACGGUAGACGCGCAAGCGCGUACAUGAACGGGCCGAUUGACUUGAUGGACAUGGUAAAACGGGGCGAAAUGAACGACUUUAGACACAACUGCCAUGGAACAUCCACAGAGCCAGGAAAGUCGGUACUUUACACAUGGAUGCUGGAGAGGCCAGCAGAUGUUUUCAUCCUCAACUGGUCAGGUUUGGUAACGCUGGGAUGCAGGGAGUACGUUGUAAUUGCGGCCAGGAUCCUCCUAAAGCUACCAAGUGUUGAUGUGACUGAUAGGAGGACGUUGCUGGAAGACAUUGCCAACAAUAACAUUCCGGUAUGGCUCUAUGAAAGGUGUAGAUAUGCUAUGGCGUAUCUCGAGGAACCCACCGACUGGAUCGCACUAUUGAACUAUUUUACGAGGAAUCUGGAACAACUACCGACCACAGAAGCCCCCAAAGUUGACAAAGCCGGAGGGGACCUUGAAUUUGUUAAAAAUAACACGAUAAACGGAGAUCCGUUUAACCUUGUAGAUUAUUUGGCAAUACCCAGAUAUAAAUUGGGUCUAAAGGCAGACGAAAUGUACUAUUGGAGGAGAAGGAAACAUAAUGAAGACGACUGUUUAUACGAUCGAGAAUCCAAGGUCCUUGGAGCCUUUAAUGCUGAAUUAACAAGAAUGCUUGAUGAAGAAAGGAUAGAAAUGAGAAGAAACCAAGAAUGGAAAAAUCUCAUAAUGUAUCGCACAAAUUGCGCACAUUUGCCAGAAUCACAAAGGAUACAUCACGAGGCAUUCAAUCCUGCAAUUAUAGAUGCCAUAAAUCAUCACACACAGUUCUUUAAAAUGCCAGUCUACCUGGUUUCAGAUUUCGAGACGAGCUCCGAGGUGAGGCAUCAAAUGGAAGCCUUGGGCAUCAAAAUGAGCCCUUUAUUGAAGGUGAUUGGCUCAGAAUCUGGGACCUUGGAUACAUCCAUUUCAACUAUUCGCGAUUCGUUAAAAAUUGAUAGGAGAAUUCCAAUUCACUAUUUUGACGAUAGAAUGAAGAACCUAGUCGCUGUAUUGGGACACAGACAUUUGAAACAUGUGAGGACAUAUUUUGUAGACUGGGGAAGGUCAGACUAUCAGGAAAAACUAGCAGCUCUUUAUCAUGACGGAAUAAAGUACAUAAAGACGACCAAGAACCUUGUGGAACUCAUGUGUCAAUUUACAACCCUUAGGGGAAGGGAAUGGACACAUGGAUACAGGGUAGUGUUACCGAAUGAAGAACAUGCAAAUUACAUGACAAAGUGGAAAAACAAGUGGCAUGAAGGCGAUAAAUCGUUUGGACCUAGAGACCUUCCAGUUAUUUAA